GUAUGUAGGCAAAUGGCGGUUUUGUGGAUGUGUUAUUCAAUUUUGUGAUUCAAUUCAUGUAAUCUAAUAAAUUUAAUUUAUUUUGACUUUAUCGAUUUAGUAUAUUAACUAUAACGAUAUAUAGGUAUUGAAGAACCAAUGCAAUAUCCUAAAGUAAUCAUCUGUAGGCACGCAGGUGUUCAUUGUGGUAUUUGUUUUUUUAAAUUGAAUUAUAAUCAACUAUAGCUUGAAAUAAAUUAGAGGAUCUGCUCAACGCUUAGCAACAAUGUCUAAGAGACAAGCAGAGGAAGGCUCCAGUGGCCAGCCUCCCAUCAAGAAAAUUCAUUUCGAACCACAUUUAAUUGGACCAGUUUCCACUUUGGAAGAAAUGGAUAUCAAAGUUUUACAGUUUCAGAAUAAAAAACUAGCACAAAAAUUUGAACAGAGAUGUAGAACAGAGCAGGAACUACGACAAAGGAUAGAACAGUUGGAGAAACGUCAAACUCAAGACGAUGCAAUGCUCAAUGUUGUUAAUCGUUAUUGGAAUCAACUCAAUGAGGAUAUUCGAGUUCUCUUGCAGCGUUUCGAUGCAGAAACUGCAGACGAGUCUGAAACCAAAAAUGAAAGUGAAGCUACUACUUCUUUUUUGAUGCAACUGUCUACAUGGGAUAAAGAUGAACUAAAUGACAAACUGGCUAAUCGAGUUCAAGUAUCUAGAAGGGCCGUUGCGAAAGUUAUACAAGCGUUUGACAGACUGAUGCAGAGAAAUGAGAAAAUAACAUUAGCUCUUAAAGGAGAGCUUGAAGGACAGGAAGCACCUUCUAUUGAUGAAGCCAUUAGAGACACCAACAUACAACUACAGGCUGAAAAUAGAAAUCUCCAAGCUCUCCACACUUCCCUUCAUGAAAAGUAUCAUACAAAUAGCUUGAAAGUUUCUGAACUGCAAGAUUCCCUAACUGCAAAGGAAACUGAAAAUGCAGAACUUAAAAAUCAAAUUGAUGACCUGCAAUAUGAACUUGAGAAAGUUCGCAAUAGAAAUGAUAAGCUUGAGACACAUCUUGCUGAAGCUGUGGAGAAGUUGAGAGCAUAUCACCAACUGCAUGGAGACCCCGACAAUAAAGGCAAAGAACAGAAACCACAAGCACCACAAACUAGCGUAUCACAAGCUAAACUUGAGGAUCUUGUGAAAGAAGUGGAGGAGUGGAAAGAGUUAGCCAAUAAUAGGCUUCAAGAGUUGGAUAAGUUGCAUCAAACCCAUAGGGAAACUUUGAAAGAGGUUGAGAAGCUAAAAAUGGAUAUCAGGCAGUUGCCAGAGAGUGUUAUCGUUGAGACUACGGAGUACAAAUGUCUUCAGUCCCAAUUUUCAGUACUGUACAAUGAAUCGAUGCAGUUAAAGACACAAUUGGAUGAAGCCCGACAACAGUCACAGUCAAGCAAAAAUGCCCAUUUGAGAAACAUUGAAAUGAUGGAGGGAGAAGAACUUAUUGCACAAAAGAAAUUAAGGCAGGAGGUAAUGCAACUGGAAGACUUCUUGGCACAAUUGAGAAAAGAAUAUGAAAUGUUAAGAAUCGAAUUUGAACAGAACUUGGCCGCAAAUGAACAGACAGGUCCAAUAAACAGAGAAAUGCGGCAUUUAAUCACUUCUUUACAAAACAACACUCAGCAACUCAAGGGAGAAGUUCAUAGAUAUAAGAGGAAGUACAAAGAAGCUAAUGCAGAAAUUCCAAAGUUGAGAAAAGAAAUCGAAGAACUUCAAGUGAAACUCACUCAAGCACAAGGAGCGAGUCAAGAUCAGAAAGAAAACAUCAAAAAAGAGGAAAUCAAAGAAGAAGAUACAUCCACUAGUGAUGGUCAGCAAGUUAAAGAAGAACCAACUCUUACAGUAAAAAAAGAAGAAGAUAAUGCAGAGCAAGUUGAUGAUGCUGAAGGCAAAGAUCAAGCUGCGGGUUCAAGUGGCUCACCAACUAUCAAAAAAGAAGGCGUGAAGCAGGAAAAAAACAUUGUUAAAAAGGAAGCCGUACUCAAGACUGAAAAGGAUCACAGAGAAGCUAUCAGAGCAAAAGAGGCUAAAAUUGUUGAAAGUGAAAUUGUACGAGAUUUGAAGAAUCAAUUAAAAAAAGCGCUCAAUGAACAGAAGGAGAUGAAAUUGCUUCUCGAUAUGUACAAAGGUGUUAGCAAAGAGCAGAGGGAUAAAGUUCAGCUUAUGGCAGCAGAAAAGAAGCUGCGAACUGAUCUAGAAGAACUUAGGCAAACUAUAAAGAAGUUGCAGAGGGAUGACAAGAGGAAAUUAGCUGAAGAUGAGGCGAUGAAGAAAAUCAAGCAGCUUGAGGAGCAAAAGUAUGAAUUACAAAAACAAGUGGCUAAUCAUAAACCAUCAGAUGGAAAUUGGGGUGGACAUAAUGUACUCCAUCAAAUGAGGCCAUUUGUUGGAUCGCAUGAAGAGGAGGCUCUGUUGAAUGAAAUGGAAGUUACAGGGCAAGCUUUUGAAGAUAUGCAGGAACAAAAUUCGCGAUUGAUACAACAACUCAGAGAAAAAGAUGAUGCUAAUUUCAAACUUAUGUCUGAGAGAAUCAAAUCUAAUCAAUUGCAUAAACUGGCGAGAGAAGAAAAAGAUGUUUUGAAGGAACAAGUUGGGACACUCACUACCCAGGUGGAUUCUGCAAACCUUGUUGUCAGAAAACUGGAAGAGAAGGAAAGAAUUUUACAAAACACUCUUGCCACAGUGGAAAAGGAGCUGACUUUGAGGCAGCAAGCUAUGGAAAUGCACAAGAGGAAAGCUAUCGAAUCAGCUCAGUCUGCAGCCGAUUUGAAACUUCAUUUAGAAAAAUAUCAUUCCCAAAUGAAGGAAGCUCAACAAGUCGUGGCAGAGAAAACGAGCUCCCUUGAAGCAGAAGCUUACAAAACAAAAAGACUUCAAGAAGAAAUUGCUCAGCUCAAGCGAAAGGGUGAGAGGAUGAAGAAGAUGGAAAUGGCGGGAACUACGCUAGAUGAGGUUAUGAUGGAAGAAAUAAGGGAGUAUAAGGAAACACUUACAUGUCCGUCUUGUAAGGUAAAACGGAAAGAUGCGGUCCUCUCAAAAUGUUUCCACGUAUUCUGCUAUGAUUGUCUCAAAACGAGAUAUGAAACUAGGCAGAGGAAAUGUCCUAAGUGUAAUUGUGCAUUUGGUGCGAAUGAUUAUCACCGUUUAUAUCUGUCUAACUAAGUUUUUCUGUGAACUAAAAAUAAGUACAUGUGAUUGGUUAAUGCUUUUUUUGAUCGUAAACUUUUUUAUAUAUGGAAUAAAAACCCUCAAAUGUC
Messenger RNA from Leptinotarsa decemlineata (Colorado potato beetle), 3276 nucleotides. It is a transcript of the gene Bre1, whose product is annotated as E3 ubiquitin-protein ligase Bre1. Gene Ontology annotation, molecular function: metal ion binding; ubiquitin protein ligase activity. Gene Ontology annotation, cellular component: HULC complex; nucleus. NCBI's taxonomy places the organism in Eukaryota, Metazoa, Arthropoda, Insecta, Coleoptera, Chrysomelidae. The record is from RefSeq and is a predicted model, not a curated record.